Halichondria panicea is the source of this 576-nucleotide messenger RNA. Its product is annotated as SOSS complex subunit C-like. Gene Ontology annotation, cellular component: nucleoplasm; nucleus; SOSS complex. The record is from RefSeq and is a predicted model, not a curated record. The coding region runs from base 76 to 459 and encodes 127 amino acids. NCBI's taxonomy places the organism in Eukaryota, Metazoa, Porifera, Demospongiae, Suberitida, Halichondriidae. Gene Ontology annotation, biological process: DNA repair. The transcript has 4 exons.
GUACAAGGGUAGUUUUAGUAGCAUGCUACUAAAACGACCCUGUACCAAACACCAUAAUUAUUGGCUAUUCUAGCAAUGUCCUUCCAACAUCCCUCCCAAGGGACCUCUACUGGUGGAGAUGUACAGAACAGACGCAGCAUCUUGCAGGGGUUGCAACAGACGAAAAACAGACUACAACGACUGCAUUCUGAUGAGCCAAGUGCUAGUGCUAGGUUGUCCCCUGGUCAUCACAUGACUGCCCAUAGGCCAGUGGGUAGAUCACCCGUACACAAGGCCACACCCUCCCCUGUCCCCAUCACCCCUAGUGAGAUGUCAGUACUCCACCAACAACAGAAGGCAGCCAUGCAGCAAGCACUCUCACAAUCGUUUGGCUAUUUCGUCCCCCAACCAAGCUUCAACAGGAACCCUAUUCUACCUGUACUGCCCAGAUUCAAUGCAAAUGGCGAACUAGUAAAUUAAUAGUUGAACACUUUUUUUAAAUCAAUUUCCUUUUUUGUCACUAUUUAUGUUUGUGUAAGUACUAAUUUAUGGCACUAAUGUGCAGGAUGUUAUUUGUUUGACCACAAUCGUUAACAC